Molecule: messenger RNA, 7991 nt
Organism: Apis florea (little honeybee)
Lineage: Eukaryota; Metazoa; Arthropoda; Insecta; Hymenoptera; Apidae
Gene: Lrrk
Product: Leucine-rich repeat kinase
Biological process (GO): protein phosphorylation
Molecular function (GO): ATP binding; protein binding; protein kinase activity
Source: RefSeq, a predicted model, not a curated record
UAAACAAUUUCAAGUAUCUAACUUCCACUUUGAACACAGUGGAUCUGAAAUUUAUAAAGAAUGCUAAAAUCUUUUAUAUUUUAAAUUGUAUUGAAUAUAAAACAUUCAAAUUUGAUCAAAUUGAAAAUAAAAAAUCAUAUUAUGUAAAAUAUCAUAAAAGAAGAGUGUAUCAACAGUAUAACCAUAUAACUGAUCAAAUAAAUUUAUAAUCAUGUAAUCAAGAUAUUUAUAUUCAAGAUAUAAUUAUUUACAUCAUGGAAGAUUAUACUCCUAUUGAUGAAGAUUUUCCUGGUCGUUUAUUACACCAAGCUGCUUUAUGGGAUAAUGCAGAAUUAUUAGAAGAUCUUUUAAGAGGAGAGCAUGCACAAUAUAUAAAUAGUCAAGAUUCAUGGGGUAGAACACCAUUACAUGCUGCAGCUAUUACUGAAAAUUCAAGAUGUUUAGAUGUAUUACUUUUUGCUGGAGCAAAUCCAAAUAUACCAUGUGGACCCAGAGGUCAUUAUCGAACACCAUUACAUAUUUGUGCAGAACACGGUCAUAGUUCCAAUAUUGAAAAACUUUUAAAAUUCAAUGCUAGUCUAAUGAUUCAAGACAAUAACGGUGAGAGACCAUUAGAUGUGGCUGAAGAAGCUAAGCAAGAUGUUUGUAUAAAUUUGCUUAAAUCAGCAGCUGAAAAAUAUGAAUUGGCAAAACUUGCUGUACAUGCUUCUUUGCGUGCGAUAUGUAUUCAAGGAGAUUUUGUGGCAGCUAAAAAUAUCAUUCAAAAUCAUAUGUCAGAUUUAGAUUGCAUUAUCAAUAUGGCACCGAAUGGCGCAAAUACUCUACUUUUUAUAGCCAGUGAGAUGGGUCACAAGGAUAUAGUUCGUUUGCUUUUAGAUCAUAGUGCAGAUUGUAGAGUGCAUCCUGUUACCAAAUACUGUCCAUUAUAUAUAGCCUGUUACAAUGGUAAAGUAGAAAUAGUAGAAUUGCUUCUUCGACAUUUUCCUAAACAAGUACAAUCUUUAACCGUUGAAAAAUGGUUACCGAUUCAUGUAGCGGCUAUAAAUGGCCAUCAUUUAGUUAUUGAUUUAUUAUUAAAAUUCGAAUAUCCACAACAUACGUAUCAACGCUACAAAGACUCAUCCGGAGAAUUUGAAUACGAAAUGCCAUUUGAUAUCAAUUCUCAAGAUGUAACAGGACAAAAUAUUCUUUACAUAUCUAGUAUGCUUGGAAACAUUAAAAUCGUAGAAUUAUUGCUGAAUUAUAAAGUAAAAGCGAGAAAAAUUAAAGAGGAAGAUAUGGGAGUGGCGCAGCCACUUCCUAUGUCGAAAAAAAAAAUUUCAAGUGGAAUACAAAGAUUGAUGUCUAGUUUGAAUUUUAGAAGUAAAGCGUUCGAUAAAAAGGAUGACAAUAUGAUAUGCCCAUUAAAUUUAGAUUUGUAUUGCAACAAUGCCACCGAAACUUCUUUACAUGCAGCGGUGAAAGGCAAGCACACAGAAGUAGUUAGCGCUUUAUUACUGGCAGGUGCUGAUCCUAAUUUGCCUGUGAAAGUUCCUUAUGAUCAGAACGAUCCAGAAAAUAAUUACUCUAGCGCAUUAAUUAUAGCUUGUCAACAACGUGACAUAAAAAUUGCAGAUCUUUUACUGAAACACGGUGCCGUGGAUAAUACAUGUAAAGCAAUCAAAAUUGCUGCACAAAACCGUGACGAAGCUCUUACAGCAAAAUUAUUGUCUAUAAAAGCUUAUCCUGAUUCAGAAUAUAAAAUCAAUAAAAAAGCUAUGACUGAAUGUACUCAAACAUCUCACUUUUCUGCAUUAUCCUCUUUUGGCAAUGUCACAUAUUCGACACUAUUUCCAAAUACACCGACAAUGAUAAAUUGGCAUAAUCAACAAUGUCAUCUCUCACAAAUACGGGCUCAAUGGUUAACAGAUGCUGUGUUACAUGUAAAUAAAAAGCUGAGCGCUAAAAAUAACGAUUUGGUAUUAUAUGCUAUCACGAGGAUAGAUAUUUCUCAUAAUUCCAUCACUUCUGUACCAUCUAUUGUAUUUUAUUUACAAAGCCUACGGUAUCUUAAUAUGGCUCAAAAUAAAAUAGAUACUCUUACAGCUGAACCAAAAAGUUCUAAAGAUAAAUUGUGUCCAGUUUUAGAAGAGAUGUAUCUUCAAGACAAUCGAUUAGAGCAAUUGCCGGAAUUUAUAAUGAGUUUACCUACAUUGGAGAUUAUGGAUGUCUCAAACAAUAAAUUACAGUGUCUUCCGGAUAAUUUAUGGCGAGCUCCAAAAUUAAAAGAAUUGAAUGUUUCCUUUAAUUUAUUGAAGGAUCUACCGAGUCAAGUUUCUCAAAAUAUUUCACGAAAAACACAACGGGAAGAUUGUUUGAAUAAUAGUCCUAGCAGUCGAAGUUUAGCAUCGCAAUUGGCUAUUUCUCGCGAAGAUUCUUUAGAAUUUGAGUCAUUUACUAAAAUAGCAAAUGCACAAAUCAUAGAGAUGGAUCGACCUCAUGUUUGGACCAAAUCUGUUCAAGUAUCGGAAAAAGUUUCAGAUGAUAACGAAGGAGGAGCAAGAUCAGUGCUUACGUCCUUGAAUUUGGCGCAUAAUUUAUUCAAUAGUAUUCCAGUAGCUUUGCCAUGUUUAGCUGUUAAUCUAGUAAGAUUAAACAUGGCUUAUAAUUCUCUUCGAUCCAUGAGUCAUAUAACAUCGUAUCCAGCAAGUUUGAAACAAUUAGAUUUAUCCAAUAAUCAAAUCUCUCGAUGGCCCAGUUUGCCACAAGUGGACGGUGCCGAUUUGAUGGAACAAGCAAACACUGCGUGCUAUUGCCCUACAACGAACGUACAAUCUCCAAUUGUUCCGGGCAGCAACAGACAAACAGCUACGUCUUUGCGUGACGUAGUUCUCAUGUCGGUUUGCACGCAUAGACGUCAUUUACGUUUAGAAAAUUUAAGAACGUUAAUUCUUGCUAACAAUUUAUUGAACAGAAUACAAUUGACGUCGGUCGAUGAUGGAGAAAUGCCAAAUCUAGAAGAAGAGAAUGUAGAUAGGGAUACAAAAACUAAUUAUUCUGGUUCAAAAUUAUAUCUUUUGUUCCCUAAUGUUAGCAUGCUCGAUGUUAGUAACAAUAAGUUGAAAGAGAUUCCACAAAAUAUUUAUGAGCUCAAUAAUCUAUCUGUUCUAAAUAUAAGCGGUAAUCCGGACAUUGUCGAAUUGCCACCACAAAUGGGAUUACUUUCUCGUUUGUGGAAUUUAAAUACUCAAGGUUGUAAACUGCAAGAACCUUUGAAAACGAUGAUUGAAUCAAAAAAAUAUAAAACGAUGGACGUGAUUGGAUAUUUAAAAUCAAUCUUGGAGGAUGCUAAAUCAUAUGCACGCAUGAAAUUAAUGAUCGUAGGGAUUCAAGGGAUCGGUAAGACUAGUUUAUUAGAACAAUUGAGACAAGAGGGUGAAGUUCCAAAUAAAAAAAAAGCUACGGAACAUUGGGCGAAAAGAAUGGGUAAUAAAAACAUUAAUGCAAAGACUGCCAGAGGAACAACAAUAUCCACCGUAGGUGUUGAUAUUGGGGAUUGGAUUUACGAGAAAAAAGUGAGAGGACAAUCAUCUCAUGGUCCAGUUUAUUUUAGAACGUGGGAUUUUGGUGGGCAAAGAGAAUAUUACGCAACGCAUCAAUAUUUUUUGUCUAAGCGAAGCUUAUACUUAGUUGUAUGGAGAAUCACAGAUGGUUUUAAAGGUGUAUCAGAAAUAUUUCAGUGGUUGGUAAAUAUCCAAAGCAGAGCUCCUAAUUCACCAGUAAUUAUCGUUGGCACUCAUUAUGAUAUAUCAUAUGAACAUAGCGAGGCUUUACAGCAAUAUAUCCGUGAUAAAUUUAUAAAUGUAGUUGAUGCUGAAAAGUGUGGUUUGCCAAAAGUGAUGGAAACUAUCGAAGUGAGCUGUAAAACGAAGCAUAAUAUAAAAAUGCUGUGUAAUUUAAUAUAUGAUGUUGUAUUUAGUUUAAGAUCACCUGGAAGCAAAGAAUUAUUACUUGAACAAAAAGUUCCUGCCAGUUAUCUUGCCUUGGAAGACGUGGUAAUACAGCUUGCACAUGAUAGGAAAUUGUCAGGUACGGAUCCGGUUUUAAAAGCUGAUCAGUAUUAUACGGCAGUAAAUAACGAGCUUCAAAAAUUGCAUAGAUCAUUUAGAGAUCCCGCUGAAUUACAUCAAGCGACACUUUUUCUCCAUGAAAAUGGCAUUAUUUUACAUUAUGACGAUGCUACUUUGAAAGAUUUAUAUUUUCUCGAUCCACAAUGGCUUUGCGACAUGUUAGCACACGUAGUAACAAUACGUGAAAUUAAUCCUUUCGCCAGAUGUGGUAUAAUGAAAUUAGAUGAUAUUCAACAUGUAUUUAAAUCUUCUACUAUAUCAUCUAUAGAUACGCAAGGAUAUAUCGUUAGCUUAUUAAAUAAGUUUGAAGUUGCAUUAACUUGGGACUAUCGUACUUUGUUAAUUCCCUCUUUAUUGCCAACUGAAGAGGAUAUUUUAAGAAAUAAUCAAAUAAUCAAAAUUCCUGUAAAAACACGAGGUUGGCAUAUACGUUCUAAAAAAAUUACAUCUCCAAUGAUAACAUUUCAAAAUUCUUCUGGAGAUAAAUCGAAUACAGAAUGUGUAUUGACAUCUAGAUCACAACCAGAUUGUUCUGUUACACGAUUACUUUUAAUGUCUUAUUUUCCUAGUGGCUUUUGGUCAAGGCUCAUAACUAGAAUUUUAGCCGACGAUGCUAUUGUUGAAAUUGUGAUGUCAUUUUUAGCGCCUUUCAAAGAUUUUGUUGAUGAUAAUAUUUUUACAAGUUUGCUAGAUACACAAGCAGAGUGGAUACUUUGGCAAACAGGAAUAGAGUUGAAAUAUUCUAACAUUACUUUAUUACGUCUUAAAGAAGUCAAUUAUAAUUUAAAGAAUUCGCCAUAUGAUUAUAGACAAUUUAAAUUUAAACUGAAACAGGAUGGAAUAUGGUGUACAGUAGAUUUAAAAAAUUCUGCAAUUUUAGAAAUUUGGUUUCCAGUUGAUACUUUGGUGAUAAAACAACCUAUAAUGUCAGAUUCAGUUGAAGAGGAACCAAUGGGCUAUCAAGCAAUUGUGGUAGAACCUCGGCCAGAAAGUAUGCCACAAUUAUUGGCCUUAAUAGUUGAUCAUAUCGAUAUUUUAUUAGAAGAUUGGUAUCCUACAUUAGGAACACGUUUUGUGCAUACAUCUGAAGGUAAACUAUUAGUUACACGAUUGAUACCAUGUCCACGCUGUUUAUUAAAUAAUGGAGAAAAUGAAAAUGAAAUUAGCGAUAAUGAUCGUUUAACGGAAGAUAUCCAAAAAUAUUAUAUAAAUAAAGAAAGACAAAGUCAAGAUAGUUAUAAGUCUGAUGGUGAUAGUGGUGUGGGGUAUGAUAGCCUAACAUCAAGCAGAAUGCCAUCUUUAGAAGGUCAUCCAGAUAUUAUUAAACAAAAUAACCAUUCUGAAGGUAUUUUAGCAUAUUCUUGGAUGGUCGAAGAAUGUAUUUUAUCUGCUUAUAGUAAUAAACCAAUAAGUUGUCCUAAACAUUCUGAUAUACCAUUAUCACAUGUAGCUCCCGAUAUAAUUUUUAUGGAUCUCGGAUCGAAGCAUUUAAUAAAAUCAGAAGAUAUUAAAUUAGGAAAGUUAUUAGGUCGAGGAGCAUUUGGAUUUGUAUUUAAAGGUGUUUGUCGAUUGCCAGGAUCUUAUCAAAAGAUUGAUGUUGCCAUCAAAAUGUUACAACCAGUUCCACCAGGUCCAAAUUCAAAACAAUCUGCUGUUCUUGCUUAUAAAGCAGCUCAAAGUAAAUGGGAUAGAGAUCCAUUACAGUAUGCUUGUAAAGCUUACUGUACAGCAAGACAAGAAUUAAACAUUUUGUUGACUCUCAGACAUACAAAUAUUGUACCUUUAAUUGGAAUAGUAGUUAGUCCAUUAGCAUUAGUACUAGAUUUAGCACCAGAAGGUGCAUUGGAUAAUGUAUUGAAAAAUUAUAGACGUUCUGGUGCUAAAUUAGAUCCAUAUACAUUACAAGCUAUAAUUCUUCAAGUAGCAAAAGCUGUAGAAUAUCUUCAUCAACAACAUGUAAUUUAUAGGGAUUUAAAAUCAGAAAAUGUUUUAGUUUGGCAGAUGCCUUUACCAUUUCAAGAUUAUCCUGAACAUCCUGUUCAUGUUAAGGUUGCUGAUUAUGGUAUAUCCAGACUUACAUUACCAACUGGUGCUAAAGGAUUUGGUGGAACUGAAGGGUUUAUGGCACCUGAAAUUAUUAAAUAUAAUGGUGAAGAAGAAUAUACUGAAAAAGUUGAUUCUUUUUCAUUUGGAAUGUUUAUAUAUGAAUUAAUUACUUUAAGACAACCAUUUGAGGGUCACGAAGCAGUUAAAGAAUGUAUUUUGGAAGGUGGAAGACCACCAUUAACAUAUAGAGAAACAUUUCAUCCUUGUUAUGCUCUUGAUUUAAUGGUUAUAUGUUGGGCUCAAAAUCCAAAAGAUCGACCUACUGCAAGUCAAAUAGUUUCCAUUGCAUCAGCACCUGAAUUUACACAUCUUAUAGAUGUUAUAUUAUUAACAGAAAGAACUCAAGUAACUGCUAUUACUAUGACAAAUAGAACUAUAGAAGAAAAUUUAAGUGGAGAUGAAAUUUGGUUUGGACAUAAUAAUGGUGAAGUUGAUAUGUUAUUAGGAACACAGAAAGGUUGGUUACAACAUGUUAGAAUUGAAACUCCUAUAAUACCAUAUGCAAUGUGUGGAGUAGAUGGAUAUAUAUGGAUUGGUGAUGAUAUAGGACAAGUACAUGUUUAUUUAGGCAGUAAUUUUGGUUGUGUUGCUAGUUAUAAUCUUGAACCUGAUCAUAGUAUAGAAUCUAAAAUAGUAGGUUUAAUUUAUUUAGAACAAAUAAAACAUUUUGCAGUAGCACUGCAUAGUGGAAAAACAUUUUUAUUAUCAAAUUCAUUUACACAAAUGAAAAAAAUGGAAAUUACGACUGAUAUUCAAGAUAAUGUAAAGACAUAUUCUUUGGCAGCUGUUUAUAAAAAAAAGCGCAUAUUGGAAUUAUGGAUUGGACAAAGUUUUGGUAAAGUAUCAAUUUAUGUUUUAAGAGACAACAAUUUAAUAGAUACAACACAAGUUUCUCAUGUAACUGGAGAAACAGCUAUUAAAAAUUUAUUUGCUACUCACUUAUUAAGUGCAGAAAAUUCUGUAUUAUCAUACACGUAUCCUGGAUGCAUUGUGUAUCAAUGGGAUGUGGAUACUAGACAAAUAAUAAAUAAAUUAGAUAUGUCUAAAUUAGUACCUUGUUCAGAGAGUUUAAAAUCCAUUUCUAUAGAAGAAAAUUUAUCAACAGAAAAGUGCCAAGUAACAGCUCUGGAAACUUGUAGAAAUCAGUUGUAUAUUGGUACUACUUGGGGAUGUAUUGUGGUAGCCGAAUGUAAUUCACUUAGACCUAUUACCGUUUUCAGACCUUUUGAAGGUAAGGUAUGUCAAAUAAUUUCAUUUAAAUCAACAGAUGAAAAGAAAUUAGUACUGGCAACUGUUGGUCAGGGUUACCGAAGUUUAAUUUCGCGAUAUACAGAUUUUUUGAUUGAUAGUUUAGACGCAGAAGAUCUUAAACAUAGUAUGUAUGCUCUCUUAUGGAGAUCUGAACAUUGGUCAGCUGCUUAAUCAUAAUUUAAUUAUGACAAAGUAAAGCCCAGCCAGUGCUUUGUGGUGCAAAAAGUGAUAUAAUUAUGUGUGGUUGACAAUUCUAUACGUCCAUAUUUUAGAUUGUAGAUUUUAAGCUUUCAAUCUUGACUCAUCUUAUAUCUUUUGAACUGAAGACAAAAAUAUUUAUUCUUUAAUCUGUCCAAGCUAUAUGGUGCUUGAUUGAUACAUUCUUUGCAAAAUUUUUAUUUAUGAAAUGAAUAUAAUUUAAGCAGAAUAUUUUUAUCUUCAUGUGAGGUAUCACAGUAUAGUUUUAUAACUUAUCAUAAGUACUUAGAUUUUUAAAAUAGUUAUAUAUUUAUUUAAUAAAAAAAA